Molecule: messenger RNA, 693 nt
Organism: Orbicella faveolata
Lineage: Eukaryota; Metazoa; Cnidaria; Anthozoa; Scleractinia; Merulinidae
Source: RefSeq, a predicted model, not a curated record
AUGUACGAAUCGUGCUUGCAGAUAUUCUCAGGAAAUUACGACAGAUAUAUUAUCGUUCAGCACAAGUUUGUCAAACCUCUGUAUGGAAGAUACUUUAGAGUUUACCCUGUGGCCUGGUAUUCCUGGAUAGGCCUGAGAGUUGAAUUCUACGGAUGUGUCUAUGGAAAACGUUGUAACCAGCCUCUUGGAAUGCAAAACGGUCGAAUAAAAGGACGGCAGUUAUCAGCCUCCUCGAGCUGGGACGGAAAUCACGGUCCAUCCAAUGCCAGACUUCACUGGCGACGGCGAGGACCGCGCAUAGGAGCCUGGUCCGCGCGUCAUAACACUCGUUACCAGUGGCUUCAGGUUGAUUUUAUCCACGCCAUGCGAGUCGUGAAGAUCGCUACUCAGGGACGACAAGACGCCGCACAAUGGGUGACUCAGUAUUAUCUUACCUACAGUCAAGAUGGAGCGCAUUUCGCCGAGUUUAAAAAGAAUAGCAAUCGAAAAUACCUUACAGGUAACAGAGACCAAAACAGCGUUGUACAGCACCGAUUGUUCCCGCAGAUCAAAGCCCGCUACAUUCGUGUCUGUCCUUGGGGCUGGCACCGACACAUUUCCAUGAGGGUGGAGUUUUAUGGUUGUUCUGCAGGUAUGUAUUUAAAUCUUCAUCUGAGAGAUCGUUUUUGUGCCAUCUUAAACUAAGGACUCAUC